AUGCCCUCGCGACAAGUAGCCGCGCUGCUGGCGACGGCGUCCCUCUUCGCAGCUUCAACAGCCAUCGAGACCGUGGACGGCUCCAGCUGUGGCUGUUUUCUCUCCAAUGGAACAAACGCCGGGUACUAUACCAACCACGCCUUUUUUGACUUUCGGCAGCUGUUGCAGCAUGCUGGCGUGCCCGACGUGAUUGACAACAAGGCCAACGUCGCGUCGGCACCGUCCAGCAGCAACUUUUUCACGUCUGAUGCCUGGACAAGCUUCUGGGAGGUUGAGACCUGGGACAACAGCAAGGGCGCGGCGGCGAGCGACCGCAACAAAAACACUCUGUCCAACGACGCCACCGUCUAUAUGAUCAACUCGCCCAGCAAUAUCUACAUUGAAAAAGCGGCCAACAGCAGCUACGGCAGCGGCGACGACAACGCCGCCACAUUCCUCACCAUGCGCACCAAACGUCUCCGGGACUUCCAGACGGCUGCCGAGUUCCAGACCAGCGGGGCCGGCUACCAGUUCCUCUCGCUGCGGAUGCGCGCGCGCACCGUCGGCGCGCCCGGCGCCGUGACCGCCAUGUUCACGUACCGUGGCGACGACGACCCGGCCAAGGUGCAGGAGGCCGACAUUGAGAUCCUCACGCGCGACCCGCGCUCCGUCAUCCAGUACACCAACCAGCCGUCGGACCUGCCGGGCCAGGGCGAGAUCGCCGAGGCCACGCGCAACGUGACGCUGCCCGGCAGCGUCGCGUGGUCCGACUGGGCUGUCCACCGCCUCGACUGGACCCCCGAGCGCAGCGUCUGGUACGUGGACGGACGCGAAGCCGCCAGCAUCGCGUUUCAGGUGCCGAGGGACCCUGCGGCCGUCAACUUCAACGCCUGGAGCGACGGCGGUUCUUGGAGCGGCAACAUGACGGUCGGCGACGAGGCGAGCCUGCAGAUCCAGUGGAUCGAGAUGCUCUACAACACUACAGGGGCUGGCAAGCGAUCGGUGGCCGGCGCCGGUCAGGAACCGAGAAUAGGAGGUGGUAGCAGGGCGGCUCGCACAGGCGGGAGCCACGACACGUGCAAGGUUGUUUGUACAAUUGAUGAUGCGGCAGACGUCGGCAAGGUGGCCUUAUUGUCAAACAGCACAGGGGACAGUGCUGCUUACAGUCUCCAAGCUGCUGUCGGACCUGGUCAACUGGCCUUUGGGUGGGCUGUAGCAGCGAUCUUGUACACGAUCUUAUGA
This is a messenger RNA of Cordyceps militaris CM01, 1221 nucleotides long. Its product is annotated as endo-1,3(4)-beta-glucanase, putative. The coding region runs from base 1 to 1221 and encodes 406 amino acids. Gene Ontology annotation, molecular function: hydrolase activity, hydrolyzing O-glycosyl compounds. Gene Ontology annotation, biological process: carbohydrate metabolic process. The transcript has a single exon. Lineage: Eukaryota; Fungi; Ascomycota; Sordariomycetes; Hypocreales; Cordycipitaceae. The record is from RefSeq and is a predicted model, not a curated record.